Molecule: messenger RNA, 276 nt
Organism: Eutrema salsugineum
Lineage: Eukaryota; Viridiplantae; Streptophyta; Magnoliopsida; Brassicales; Brassicaceae
Product: CLAVATA3/ESR (CLE)-related protein 40
Exons: 3
Coding region: 1-252 (83 amino acids)
Source: RefSeq, a predicted model, not a curated record
AUGGCGGCGAUGAGAUACAAAGGAAGCGUUUUUAUCACUAUCAUCUUCUUCUCCAUCGUCUUUCUUACGUGCCCACUUGCUCACUCUUCUUCUACAAAAUCGUUCUUCUGGUUAGGAGAAACAGAAGCUAUGAAAGCCAUGAAAAAGGACAAGGAGAUUGAUGUUGGAUCAGCUAAUGAAGUUGAAGAAAGACAAGUUCCUACUGGAUCCGACCCUCUCCAUCAUAACCAUAUUCCCUUUACUUCUCCAUAGAUUGAUUCCAUUAAUUUCUUUUAC